AGCAAGAAUGGAGCAUGAAAGGAAGAGGACUCCUUACCACUGGUUGAAAGCCCAAUUACUAGCAUAACAUAUCAAAUAUCAAAUGAGCCAAUGUCAUGUCCUAUGACACAAGCAGCAAAAUAUUACGAACUUCUUGUUCUUGUUACUCAUUACUCUAUGAAAUUCAUCAUGGCGAAUUCUGGAGUGAAAGGCGCUGUAUUUGACUUCACGUUUUUAAAUACAUACCUAGGUGAGAGUGGAAGGUUGGCACUACUGUUGGACUACGAUGGCACUCUCGCUCCGUUGGCACCUCGUCCCGAGUUGGCCGUCCUGCCGGCCGAGACCAAGGAAGUCUUGCUGCGUCUCUCCAAAAGGCCAGACGUCAAACUAGCAAUAAUUUCCGGGCGCAAACUUGCUAAUGUGAAGAGCUUGGUCGGAAUAGAAGGCAUUGUAUAUGCUGGGAAUCAUGGUAUAGAGAUAGAAUUCCCUAGUGGCAGGACAUAUGUACACCCUUCACCAGAAGGCUAUCAAGAAAAGUUGCUCAGUUUGCAAGCCGAACUAGAAUCAAAGGUGUGCAAGCACGGGGCGUGGGUGGAGAACAAAGGCCCGACGCUGACGCUCCACUACCGCGCGGUGCCCGAGGCGGAGCGGCCGGGCCUCGUGGCCGAGGCGGAGCGGGUGGUCCGGGAGACGGGGCUGACGGUGGGCACCGCCCACUGCGCCCUGGAGGUGAAGACGCCCUUCAUCUGGAACAAGGGCCACGCCAGCCUGCUCGUGAUGAGCUCCGAGUUCGGGGAGGCGUGGCAGGGCCAGGUACCCGUCAUCUUCGUUGGGGACGACACCACGGACGAGGAUGCGUUUGAGGCGCUGAAGGACUUCGGGCAGACGUUCCGGGUGGUCCGGGCGGACGGCGUGUCGACAGCGGCUAAGCACCGCCUCUCCGGCACGGACGGCGUGCUGGCGCUGCUCAAGUGGCUGGACGGCUUCCUCUCUCAGCGCUCGGCAAGAAGCUGAGUCCAGCGCUGCACGCCCUGUCUCGUGGCAUCGGUGUUCCUGUCUGUGCCGAGCUCAGUCGAGGCAGCUAUGGGAGCUGCCUGCUGCGCUCUUAUCUAUGGUUACCAUGAAUAUAUCUCUGCUUCGUACGUCUUUGCUGUGAACAUUCCAGCAGGUUUAGAUUGCUUGUAUUGUAUACGCUUUGUACGGCCAUAAAAAAAAUUUGCUCAUUUUCAGAGUUAAGUUUCCAUACAAUAACUUAAAUUCAGGUACUCACGGAGGUUUUGUAAACUACAGAAUCUACUUAGGAAGGUUGGACUUAACUGUAAGCUGUAAGUUCGGUCCGUCUUUCUCUUCACGCUUUCUUGCAGCGCAAAGUAAUUUCUGAGUUCUUGUUGAAAAUGAGUUUUUAUUUGUAGAAUAGUUUGGGUUUUGUUACUCUCUAGUCAAGCUUUGUGGCAAUAUGUUAUUUUUAUUUAUGAAUAUGUAGGUACUUUAAAAUAUAUGAGUGUUGAGCUGAAGUACUGUUUCUGUUUAUGUUUGUAGAGUUGCAAAUAAUGUAUAAAUUGUGUUUUGUCAUGAAAAUCCAGACAAAUAGCUAAAACUACUUGACUCGUAAGUCUACUUCAUUGUACUCAACAGGACAACACUUUAGGAUCUUUUUCUUGUAGCUCAAUAUAUAUUUGACAUAUUCUGUGAGCUCAAAAUCCUGUAACAUUAUUUGGAAACACUUCACAGCAUAAUCUCAUAUGUAUUUACUUUAUCACACUUUUCUUAAAGUAUGGUAAUUUUAAUAUAUUACAUGUAAUUAAAUAAUUAACAUUCCCAAUUUGUUUGAAAAAUCACAAUUAAAAAAACUGUUAUUGCUAAUUUCCAAACAAAAUACAAAAUAAAUUACAGAAAAGAAUAAGUAUAGAUGAUGUUCAAAAUGAGCUAUUAAAAAAAAUCUCUUUAAUAUUACAGAGACUGGUUUGUUUAAAUAUUUCUGAGUAUGUUACAUUUUUUGUACUAUUUCUGAAUGGAUUCAAAAUAUACUGGUUCUCAAAAGACUCCCUGGUCUAGAUAGAUCAACAUACAGCUGUACAGAAGCUUUCUUCUCUCAGUUCAACACCCACAUAUGUAUUUGUAUGUGACCCUGAAAUUUGUUGACUGUGAUUGAUCGCAGAUUAAAUUUUAAUGGGGAAUUGUAGUUGCUUAAAUUAAAAUUAAAUUGCAGCUAGUUGGGAUCAUGGGAAUGCAAUAAAUUUGCGUCAUUUGUUCAACUGCUGGUCCUGAUGGUUUCAGUUAUGUGGUUUCUGAUUGCUUUAACUUGCAAUCUUGUCCCAUUGCACAAGUUUAGAGGGUGUAGGUUAUGCAUAAAAAUAAUUUUAAUUCCAACUAGUAUUUUUAGGCAGUGAGAUGGAAGGCUUGAUAGGUUCAGGAAAUUGAACAGUUCUUCAAAGUUCGUUAUAAAAACACAAUAUGUUACUUAGUGACUAGAUAUUAAAUUCCAUUCACAAUGAUAACUCCCUGUGAUACUGGCCACAAUAGUGAUUGCAAUAGUGUUUUAAAGUUUCAAUAAAAAAAAUUUUAAUUUUUGCCUAUAUUUUUUAACUGCUAUAUCUGUAACUUUUUACUCAGCAUAAGCUUUGCUGAACUCUGGUUUUAAUUACAAAUAUUGUUAAUUUCAUGGAACUAUAACAUUUUUAAAUAUCUAAAAUGAAACACCGCCUAUGUUCAUUUUCUAGGUAACGAAAUAAUAUAUGCACGAUUUAUAUCUACUUUUCCAUAUCUUUUUGGUGUAACUUUAUUUCUUCCUUAUUAAAAUGUGUUCAAGAAAUAUUUGUUACCUGUUAUUUUUAAGUAUUAUAUUAUUAAUUUUGUAAUAAAUUUUUAAAAUAAAACAUCCAUCUGGAAUGCUUAUUGUAGCUUUAUAAUAGUGAAAGUUUUAUGAAAUCAGUAGUCUCAAAAUAUUAGUAUAGAUACACACGUACACAUGCACUGUUGGGUUGUUUGAUGUCAAUUUCAUUUUCUCAAUGUGCCAUAAAAAAUUUUAACUGCCAACCACCUAACAAGUCACACUUUAAACUAAAUUAUUAAAAAAUGGCAACAACUUUUAUUAAAUAUUAUCUGUUUAGUAACUUUAAACUAUUUCCAUUCUUAAUUAUAUUUGCUACCUGCCAGUGGAUGUGGCAGUCAAAUGCCAAGACUUCCAUAUAACAAUUUUUGGGAGACUUCUUAAAUAAAUUAAUUUAAUUUUUUUUUUGUGUCUCAGUUUUCCUUUAGGGGUUAUUUUUAAUACAUAAAACCUUUUUGUGCUUUUAUUUCCAUUCCAUGAAUAACAUUGUAAUUAGGAGACACAAGGCUUUCUCCAAAUUUAUUGAUAUUUUCUUUAUUCUCGAAAAAAAAUUUGGUUCUUAAUACAAAUUGAAAAAAGAACUUUUUGCAAAUACGUAGUUAUAUUUUAAAGAGCAGGGAGGCUGGAAAAAAACAAUUAAAUAUUUUUUCGCAUAAAGACAUUUAAUGAGAUCAUGUAAAUUAAAUUUAUUGGAGACAAUUAAUUGAAAAACAUAUAAUCAUUGACAUAGUUGAUUUCCUUUGUAUAUCCUUGGACAGCCUAACAAUUGGAAGCUAUGUUGAACAGGUUUGAAUGUGCAAUUUGUUUCAAAGUUAAUACAGAUCAUUGCUUCAAAAAAACUGCUAAAAAUGUGGAUGGACAAGAUUACUUGUAUUUUCUCAAGGCAAAAUAAUAAAAAAAAGACAUCACUAUAUGGAAAAAAUUAGUUUUCUAGUAUGGUGUUGGUUGUAUGGACAGUAUGAUAAUAACAGUAUGAGGUGUUUUGGUGAAGAGCAUUUGAUGUAAAUCUAAAACUUCAGAAAAAUGUUUGAUGUAUAAUAUUGUUAAUGUAAUAAAUUCCUGUUGUGUUAUGAGAAA
This is a messenger RNA of Bacillus rossius redtenbacheri, 3886 nucleotides long. RefSeq lists its product as uncharacterized. The transcript is spliced from 5 exons. Gene Ontology annotation, biological process: trehalose biosynthetic process. Gene Ontology annotation, molecular function: trehalose-phosphatase activity. Lineage: Eukaryota; Metazoa; Arthropoda; Insecta; Phasmatodea; Bacillidae. The coding region runs from base 91 to 993 and encodes 300 amino acids. The record is from RefSeq and is a predicted model, not a curated record.